AUGUCGACCAAAGGCGGUCGAAAUUCAUCAUGGAGUCGGCUGAAGCCUGCAAAUCAGGAUAUUUUUGAGGAGAUGGGAUUGAGAUCCAAGGGAGACAAACAGCUUCUUGACUACAAAACACAAGAACGUUUCUACAACAAGAUCGUCGAAAGAUACAUGCUAUUCGCAGCCGAUGCUCGCCGAGGAGACGAAUUAAAUCGAAAACUUGCACGUCUGAAUAUUUCACAAGAAAAUGGGAAUCGCGAUCCUGCUCAACCAGUACCAAACCCCGCAGACCUUACCAAUAGUAAAGCCGAUACAAACGAGCUGGAUGCUAUAACAAUGGGAAUGAGAAAGCUUCGAGAAGGAAUUGUGGCAUCGAAGAGAAUAGAUGAUUUCUCAAUUCAAGCAUACAUAUUUUGCAUACUCGACGAAGUUUUAAAGGCUAUUGCUCAUGAUAACUACUUUUUGUUUUGGAAGGUGAAAAGGGGGAUGGAUGGGUACAAAGCAAAAAUUAUGGAAUUUGCAGGGGAGGAGAUGAAGUUGCAUGCUUUGAAGUCGAUUGGAAAGACAUAUCUCAGUAUUGACUUAGAUUCCCUGGAGCAACUUACCGAUUCGAAUUGGACCACUCUGACCAAGGUGUAUAACGUGGGAUGGCAAUUAGAAGGGACGAAGGUUGUUAUUCGAAAGCCGAAGCCACGUUGA
Molecule: messenger RNA, 684 nt
Organism: Sclerotinia sclerotiorum 1980 UF-70
Lineage: Eukaryota; Fungi; Ascomycota; Leotiomycetes; Helotiales; Sclerotiniaceae
Exons: 3
Coding region: 1-684 (227 amino acids)
Source: RefSeq, a predicted model, not a curated record